This is a messenger RNA of Paramacrobiotus metropolitanus, 531 nucleotides long. RefSeq lists its product as uncharacterized. Lineage: Eukaryota; Metazoa; Tardigrada; Eutardigrada; Parachela; Macrobiotidae. The transcript has a single exon. The record is from RefSeq and is a predicted model, not a curated record. The coding region runs from base 1 to 531 and encodes 176 amino acids.
AUGCGUGUGUCGGACAUUCCCCAACGAACCCAAAGCACCGUAGUCAGCAAUUUGCAGAUUGGACAAAUCCCUAAGGUAGUCUUCAUUGGCUUUGUGGACAGCGAAGACUUUCACGGAUCGCAAAAGAAAAAUCCUUUCAACUUUCAGCACUUCAACGUUACACAAAUCAGCGUCGAAGUGGACAGCCAGAGUUAUCCAACCAAACCGUACACUGCCGAUUUCGACCGCAAGUUAUCUCUGGAGUGCUACGACGGGUUGUUGGACACUUUGGGACUUCGUCCCAGCUUGCAAGGCGGCUUACCGUUCAACCGGACCCAAUAUAACGACGGCUAUACCAUUUUCGGUUUUGACCUGACUCCAGGACAUACCGGCCGCGGACCGCUGACGCUGAUCAAACAAGGAAACCUUAGCGUUUCUGUGUCUUUCGGGAAACCACUGAAAAGCACCAUUAUGAUGGUGUGUAUGCUUGUCUACGACAGCAUUAUUGAAAUCAACCAGCACCGUCAACUGAUCGCGGACUUUACAACAUGA